GUUCUUCACAGCCAAAUUUCCUCCAUUGAGAAACAGGCCACCACUGCCACUGGUUGCCCAUUGCUGAUCCGGUGCAAGAACUUCCAGAUCAUCCAGCUGGUCAUCCCUCAGGAACGAGACUGCCAUGACAUUUACAUAUCUCUGAUACGUCUGGCACGACCAGUGAAAUACGAAGAGCUGUAUUGUUUCUCAUUCAAUCCAAAAUUAAAUAAAGAAGAACGAGAGCAAGGCUGGAAACUGGUGAACCUCCACGAAGAAUAUAAUCGAAUGGGUAUUCCGAACAACUAUUGGCAGAUUAGUGAUGUAAACAGAGACUAUGGAGUCUGUGACUCCUAUCCUACGGAAGUGUAUGUACCAAAGACUGCAACUGCACAUAUCAUAGUGGGGAGCUCUAAAUUUCGAAGCCGAAGGCGUUUCCCAGCUCUUUCCUACUACUACAAGGAUAACAAUGCCUCCAUAUGUAGAAGCAGCCAGCCUUUAUCUGGCUUUAGUGCGCGAUGCCUUGAGGACGAACAGAUGCUCCAGGCCAUUAGAAAAGCAAAUCCAGGAAGUGAUUUCAUAUACGUUGUUGACACUCGACCAAAA
Balearica regulorum gibbericeps (East African grey crowned-crane) is the source of this 585-nucleotide messenger RNA. Lineage: Eukaryota; Metazoa; Chordata; Aves; Gruiformes; Gruidae. The record is from RefSeq and is a predicted model, not a curated record.